AAGACAGACAUGGAGACCAAAGUGGAAGAGAGGGAACAGUGGAGGAAGAAAAGGGAAUACAUUCUGGCAGUUGCAGGGAAUGUGGUGGGCCUGGGCAACGUGUGGAGAUUCCCAUACCUGUGCUAUAAGAAUGGAGGAGGUGUCUUCCUCUUGCCUUACCUCUUCUUUGCUGUGCUGUGUGGUGUGCCACUCUUCCUGCUAGAGACUGUUAUUGGUCAGUACACACAGGAGGGCGCCAUCACCUGCUGGACCAACCUCAGCCCACUAUCAAAGGGAACUGGCUAUUCUAUCAUAGUGAUCCAGCUGUAUGCYCGACWCWMMAUCAYUGUUCUGGCCUGGGCCCUCCUCUACCUCAUCCACUGUUUCAGGGCCACUCUGCCCUGGGCUACGUGCAACAAUCCCUGGAACACAGCCUAG
Messenger RNA from Paralichthys olivaceus (Japanese flounder), 417 nucleotides. Lineage: Eukaryota; Metazoa; Chordata; Actinopteri; Pleuronectiformes; Paralichthyidae. The record is from RefSeq and is a predicted model, not a curated record.